GCACUGUUGGUGCUUCUUGGUCCUCUGACAGAGUCCAACUGACGGUAUAAAACGGCCACGCUCAGACAAAGACAUCAGUCUUAGCUGAGUACUCACCAACCCAGGAGGAGAGAGCUCCAACAAGCCCACCAUGGGGGACUCUAAGCUCUGUCUUUUGCUGCUCCUCAGUACAUCGGCCUUGGCUCUUGCCCAAGAUGAAGAUCAUCCAACCUGUCUGCUGGCCCAAAGGUACAAGCCUCUGCAUAAAUAUGAAUACCAAUAUGAAGCUGAAUCUUUGAAUGCCAUCAACGGGGCCUCACAGCUAAAGAAUGGACCGAAGGCCUCCUGCAAGGUUGAGAUUGAAGUGCCACAGAUGUGCAGUUUCAUCAUGCACACCACAGGCUGCAGUCUGAUGGAAGUGGUGGACGUGGAUGCAGAGGGCAACCCUGUUUCCCAUCCAGCUGCCAGCACUGAUGACUUUGCUGCUGAAAUGAAAAGGUAUCCUCUAAAGUUUGUGGUUGAGGGUGAGUAUGAUGUGAAGCUGUACCCUGAGGAUGGCGAGACGACAACUAUCCUGAACUUCAAGAGGGGUAUUGUCUCUGGCCUGGCUGUGCCUCUGCUGGAGGAAGACAAGAACAAGAACAUGCCCACCAUCCAUGGCAAGUGCAGGACCUCCUAUACGAACAAUGCCAGAGAGGACAUUGUCACCGACAUCAGCCUGCACAGGGAUCUGUCCAGAUGUGACAAGUUUGUGCCCAUAAGAGAUCACAAUAGCCCUCUGGCACUUAUCACUGGCAUGCACUAUCCUAUGGCUCAGAUGGUCAGAAGCUCUCAAACAUGUAACUACAAGUUUGAUAAUGAGAAAAAACACAUGACCUCUGGUUCCUGCACUGAGGAACACCUUCUCAUUCCCUUCUCCCACAAGGGAAAAUAUGGAUUUACCAAUGUUGGAAAACAGGAGUUGACUCUGGUUCAGGUUUCUUCUCACAAUGACAGAGUAUUUGAACAUGAUAACAUUGUCAAGGACCUCAACAUGGAGGUUGUUGAGGACAAGAGCACCAUUCAGGAUAAGGAUGCAGCUGUGAAACUUAUGAGAGAACUGGUCAAUUUGCCUGAGACCGAAGGAGAGAGGAGGGCCCACCUCUUCCACACGCUCAUCUCUACGGUCCGUGGAAUGAAGACUGAAACCUUGAGAGCUGCACUUCCCGAGGUUGUUGCUGUGUCCCGCUUUCUGACCUACCAGGUUCUGGCCCAGUGUGGAACCCCUGAGUGCAGCAGCGCAAUCAUGCAAAUUCUUAGGACUUUUGACAUCUCCAACCUUGAGGUUGAUGCUGCUGUUUUUGCUUUGGGAAUCAUGUCCAACCCCUCUUCGCUCCUGAUUAACGACUUGCUUGAGAUGGCCAAAUACAAACCUAGUAAGCCCAUUAUGUAUGCUCUGAGCAACGUCGUUAGGAGAUUUUACAAAGCUGAAAAUAAAAUAAUUCCUGAGAUUUACUCUGUUGCUGAGUUCAUGGCUUCCCAGUUGGGCGACUGUACUGGGGCAAAGGAGCACACUUUCAUGACACUCAGGGUGAUUGGAAAUAUGGCUCCAGCUGUGAUUCCUUUUAGUCCUGCACUGCGUACUGCUGUGAUUCAGUGUGCAAAGCAGCCUGCAGCCUCACAGAAAGUGCAGCAGGCUGCUAUUCAAGUGUACAGGCAGAUUCCAGUCCCAAAUGAGAUAAGAGACGUGUUUAUGCAGGUGCUUCUGAACAACAGCAACCCAGUGCAAGAGCGCAUCGCUGCAUAUCUGAUAAUUAUGAAGGACCCAAAGCCGAGUGAGCUCACACAACUGACCAAUGCUUUGUCCAGUGAGACAGACCAACAGUUCAAGAGCUUUGUAAUCUCCCACAUCACCAACAUUCUGUCCUCGACUGAACCAGAAACCAAAGAACUGAGACAGAAGAUUCAGGAUGCCCUGCAAGGUAACAAAAUCGGACCAACAAUGGACCCAAUGAACUUUUCACGCAACUAUAAGAUUGGAUCCGUGCAGGGCAACAUGAUUUUUGAGGGUGUGAGCUACUUGCCCAAAGAGGUUAUGCUUGAAAUGACUCUGAGGGCUUUUGGUUUUGAGAUUGACAUGAUGGAGAUUGGUAUGGCUGGUGAAGGUUUUGAACCAACAAUCGAGGCCCUGUUUGGAGAGGGGGGCUUUUUCCCUGACACUUCCUUGAAGACAAUGUACUUUGUUUCUGAAAACAUGCCACAAGCAGUCAGUGAGAUCCUGGAGAAUAUAAUACCUACACUGAAGAAGAACAGAAUGAGGAGAGAGGCUUCCAACUGCCUGAUGAAGGAGAUUGGACAAAACCUUGAGAAGCUGGUCAAAGAACUGAAGGCUGCUGAGUCCCCAGAAGCAGUGGUUUAUCUGAAACUCUUGGGAAAUGAGCUGGGGUAUCUGGGGACAAAUGACAUUGGAGAAAUGACCUACUCUGCAGGCAUGAUGAUUGAAAAGAUGCUCAGGAUGUUUCCACAUGAAAUACUGAGGUCUCUGAUGACUAACCCUGACACCACAAUCUUUGCCCACUACAUCUUCAUGGACAAUGAAUUCUUCCUGCCAACUGUCACUGGAGUGCCUCUAAGGAUUGCACUGUCUGGUACUUUCACCCCUGGUUUCAAAGGUGGACUACAGAUUGCUCGCGACAUGAGCACAAUGAGCUUCAUGCCAUUUGGUGGCAUUGAGUUCGUCACUCAGGUUGGAUCCCACAUCCCUAAAUAUGUCAAUUCUGGACUAGAGAUGCACACCAACAUCUUCCACGAGAGUGGGAUCAGAGCCCAGCUCUCAAUGGGACAUGACCAUGUUAAGCUGACUAUCCCAGCCCCAACGAACCCUACCAAGCUAAUCAAAAUGACAAACUCCCUUGUGGCAGUAACCGGAUCAGAUGUGAGGAUGAUUCCUCCAGUGGUGAAGGACAAAGUUGAUGUAAAUAAGUGCACACCUGCCUUCACUGGAAUGAAAUACUGCUCUGCUCUGCAGUACACCGAUGCAUUCUCUCAUGAGGCAGCCCCCUAUUUCCCCCUGACUGGUGACAGCAAAUUUUCUGUGGAGCUUCACCCCACUGGAGAAGUUACAGAGUACACAGCCACUGUUGUAUAUGAGCUCCUCAAGGAGGGAAACGAGGGCCGGCAGAAGAUUGACGUUUUAAAGUUUAUCUUGAGAGCCGAAGGGGCAGAGCCAACUGAAGCACAACUGGUGAUGAAAUACAACAGACGAAAGAAUGUCAUCACAGCAGAUGUUCAGAUCCCUGACUUUGAUGUGGAGGCUGGACUCAGGAUUGGUGUUGUUGAUGGGAAAACCAAAGGCAAAGGAACGUAUUCCAUCUCUCUUGACUUCAUCAACAAGAACAUCCCCCAGCUCUCCCUGGUUGGACGUGCUAAUUUGAAGGACAUGAAGGAAGGCAUGCUGCAAGUCCAGCUCCUGGUGCCCUCAAUUAGCACUGAAUCGACUGUCACUGCUAGCCUCAAACACAAUGAUCAUCUGAAACUGGAGCUUGAGAGUGAAAUUAAGGUCAUGGAUGCAACCUCUGGGCAGAAAAUUGAAAUUAAAUAUGAUGGCAGAAAGAUUGAGCUUGAGUUCAAGACUGAUGUGAACACAAAAACCACCUCCUUGCCUAAUGGUGAUGCCAUUCACAAGUAUGGCAAUGAGAUUCUUGAUAUGCAAGUAGUACAGACUGGCAUGAAAGUUCGUCAUAUCUUCAGAAAGUUUGCUGAGGCGGCAAACAAUUACAUGGAAAAGUAUGGUGCUGAAAUGCUCCCUUACAUGCAACACUUCAGACUGCCUGAUAUACCAGAUAUUUCCCUGCCAGAGAAACUCUUCCUGAAUACCGAUGCAAAGGCUGUCUACUACUUCAACAACGAUUGCUUCACAGUUGUAGUCCCACUGCCUUUUGGAGGAAAGACAACUGCAGAGCUCAACUUUCCACCAGUUCUGACCACUCCUAGCCUGCAUAUACCCCAGUUUGGACUGGAAGUUGUCUCCAGAGAAAUUCCCAUUCCUGAUCUUUUUGUUCCAAAGAGUUUAAUCAUGUCUGUUCCACUCUUUGGCAAAGUUGAACUAUCGGUUUUGAUGAACAGCAACCUUUAUGAGGUGGAGGCAACACUCGGAGUGGGGAAAGACGUUGUAGAACCACCUAGCUAUUCUGCAAGGUUUGAUGCAAAAGGAAGUUCACCAAUUGACAUCCUCUCUGUAGCAGUUGAAGGUUCUGGAAUGGUGUCCAUGACUGAAUCCAUGAAGGCUCAUUUGAGAAGCUCUUUUACCCAUAAAUUCUUUGAAGCUAGUUUCAGUAUUGAAGAAGAUGGAGUCAUCACAGACAAAAUCACUUUCAACUCAAAGAGCAAAAUGGAAGCCACAAGUCAAUUUGGUCUUAAUGCAAAACUACAGCACACCAGUGUGACUGAAGUCAACACUCAACAUAUGUUCAUUGACAGCAACUUUGAGGGAUCAUUCAAGGCUGGACCAAUCUAUGGCACAACCACUUCACUCCAGGUAAUUUCUGCAACUCCAUUCAAGCCAGAAGCGAAGAUUGAUUCUAAAAUUCAGUUCAACUCAACAAUUUUUAAAGCCGAGAACAAAAUCCUAGCAUCCCUUAGCAAUGGUGAAUUAUUUGUUAAUUUAAACACCAAAGCCUUUGAAGACGUCUUCACACAUGUUGCAGAACUUUCUUUCAAAGACAGUGAGCUGGUAAUGAAAUGUGAUGCAAACGCUCAUGCUCUUGGUCUGAAGAUUCGCAACCAGGCUGAAGCCUCUGCUGGAGCUGGUAAAGCCACCAUAAGAAUAGAGACAAAUGGGGACCAUUCUGAUAAUCGUGUUUAUUCUCUACUUAUGUCCACCUUCGAUGCUAAUGGUCUGACAGUAGGCUGCAAUGCCAACAUGAAGCUUUUUGAGAACGAAGCUACACACGAAGCCAAACUGAAAAUGAAUAAAGAUGGUUUAAGCACAAGCGGAACUACCACUCUCCAAAGCCCACUGUCUUUAGAAAACACCUUCAAUGCUGGAAUUGAUGCUACAAGAGCAACUCUAUACAUUACCAACAAGGCUGCAGUUCAUAACACCAAAGUGGAUAAUUCUAACACCCUGACCAUCUCUCUCUCUAGUCUGGACUUUAACUCAAAAGCUGAAGCUGUUGCAACUGAAUACAGCUCUUACAGUCAUGAUAUCACCUUCAACCUGAAGCCUUACACUGCCUCUGCAAAAAUAAUCAACCACAUGAAACUUCUGGAAGCCAGUUUUGAUAAUGACGCACGCUUGCAGGCAGAGCUUUACAAGAUUGACUUGACUGGAAAGCUGAAGGCCAUAUAUGGAGAAGAAGAAAUAAAGCACACUUACCAGAUUAAUUAUGCAGAUCUAAGUGCAAAUGCAAAAUGCAGCACCACCGGAAAGCUCUUUGGCACUCAUAUGAGCCACAAUACUGAACUUGAAAUUGUUGGCCUUACUGCAAGGUUUAGCAAUGAUGCCCGCUUUAACUCACAGCCUAUUCGCUUUGACCACACCAUCCGUUGCAAUUUUGUUCCUUUUGAUUUCAACCUUGAUGCCAUGCUCAAUGGCGAUGGAGACAUUACCAUCUAUGGACAGCACAGUGCCCAGCUUUAUAGCAAAUUACUUAUCAGAGCACAACCCCUGGCUUUUAUCAGCUCCCAUGAAUGUAGAGCAUCAGUGACACAGAAGCUAGAUAACGGUCUUUCCUUUGAGACCACAUAUGAUAACAACAUUGAUACUGUUCUGUCACCCCAGGAGCAAAGGACAAGAUUUAGAAUUAAAUCUAAAAUGAAUGACCAUGAAUUUAAUCAAGGCAUACAGAUUUACAAUAAUGAGGAGAGGGUGGGAAUUGAAGUUUAUGGCACCAUCCUUACAAACACCAUUAACACAGCCUCCACAGAGAACCAAGAUUUCACCAUCUCUGGUUUCCUCAAGUAUGACAAGAGCACACAUAGUCAUAUAAUUCAUGUCCCUCUAAUUGAAAGUCUCCCUGUCUUCAUGGAGAGCAUAAAGGAAUUUGUUGUGGUUGUAGCAGAAUCUCUGAAAGAUUUAAUUAACAACAAGGAGGUAAUGGCAAGACUUGAGGCUCUUCCCCAGGAAAUAGGUGAGCUUAUUGCCCAAAUUAAUAUAGAAGACAAGGUGAAUCAACUGAAGCAGUUUUUCAAUGAUUUUAACCAAAAUCUUGUUAUCACCCCAAAGAACGUGCAUGCAAUUUUGAACAGUCUGAGGAAUGCUAUUGAGAUAUUCCUGAGCAAUCUCUCAUCUUACAUGCAAGCCUUCAUUGACAUAGGUGUCAACAUCCAUGAUAGCCUUAGUGGUGAGAUUGAAGACAUUCUGGAAGCACUGAAUGAACUCAAAGUUGCAGUUGUUGAGGUGAUUGAAACCAUAAGAGAACUGAUCCAAGAGAUUGACCUAAAAAAACUUAAAGGCAGCAGUAUUGAAUUCCUGUAUGAUAUCGAAGCCAAAUAUGAAAUAAAAGCUAAAGUACGGAUCAUCAUGACUAAAGUUAAAGCUACAUUUGACAGGUUUGACUUCUCAAACCUAAACUCAUUCAUUUCCUCUGAUCAAUUAAAACAUGUAAUUGAUGAGCUGGUGAAUAUUGCUCCAUUAUACAAACUUAGGGAAACAAUAGAAGAGAUUAAGUAUAAGAUCCAUGACUUUGAACUCAUUGGCAAAAUCAACACAUUUUUUGAUAAGAUGAAGGAUUUGGUUGUGCAUUUUGAGGUUGACCAAAAGGCUCAAGUUGUCUUAGAAAAAGCGUCAGACCUUAUUAAACAGUUCAGAAUUCAGGAAACCAUCAAGGCUGUGGUAAAAAUUGUGAAGGAUUGCAACAUUCCCAAGAGAUUUAUAGAAAUCUUCCAAGGUGCUAUUGACUAUUUAAAAACAACUGAGGUAAAAGACAUCAUUGAACAGUUGAACAUGUAUAUUGAAACCAUGAAGCAAAAGCUAAAGUCCCUAAACUACAAUGACACUGUGGACAACAUCAAUCAAAUUAUUGAAGAAUACAGAACUUAUGCAAAUGAGAUAAUCAGGACUCUCAAAGUUACUGAGAAACUUGAGGCAUCACGAGAAUUUGCCAACAUGGUAAUAUCAUCUAUCCGAGACUUCAUGGAACAUCUGAGGGAAAUAAAAAUUGCAAAAAUUAUUCAUUCUGCAACAGAUAUCUACGAACAUGUCAUUUGUGAUUCCCUUAAGACAUUUGCUGAAUACAUAAAAGCAGAAAUCACAAAGAUGGACAUCAAAGAAAAACUUUCCAAUGUUUUGAGCAUGAUGUCAUUCUUCAACAGUAUCACCAUACAUAUAAUUACAAACACCGUCAGUACAGUUAUUAGCACAAUAAAGGAGGUGCUACCUGAUGAAAAAGUAAUUAGUGAGGUUUUGCAGAUCAUUGAUGGUAUUCAAAAUGAACUAAAACAUGCUGAAAUCAACUUGCCAUCCUUCACCUUCCCUCUCACAGACCUUGUUGUGCCUUCCAUAAAGUUGCAGCUUGAUGACCUGGAACAGAUUGAAAUUCCAACAAAACUUGACAUGCCCGAGUUUACCAUCAUGGGCAUGUACACUGUGAAAGCUUUCACUGUAUCUUUUGAUGAUAUCAAGCAUAAGAUCAUUGAACUCAUUGAUUUCAUUGUGAACUUUAAAAUUACAAUGCCUAAUCCAGAUGCUUUAUUUGGAGACCUGGCUUUGAAUUACCUCCCAACCCUUCCUGAGAUCACCUUGCCAGAAAUCCCUCUUUUCGAAGUUACAUUCCCUAACAUCCCAAAAAUAGAUGCAGAAACGUUUGCCAAAGCUCUGGAGAUUCCAAAAAUAGAGCUGCCAUCAAUUCCAAAUGAGAUCAUGCUUCCAUGCUUUGGUAAACUUUACGGCGAGAUUAAAUUACUUUCUCCCAUCUAUACCAUGAAGACAUCUGCUGAGUUCCAGAACUCCACUGAAAAUAAAAUGACACCUUUAUUCACUGGAUCCUUUAGUUCUCGAGGCAUGUCUCCCAGUUUGGAAAUUCUUAAUUACAACUUUGAAACCAACGUUCACAUCGCAGUCCCAAAACUAAAACGUGUUGUCCUUGCAGAAACUAUAACAUUCAAACACACUGCUCUAGGACUGGAACAUCAGGCAUCUGUAACUCUGUAUGGUCUUUCAGCUCAAGCAGAAGCACAAGCCCAAGCAAAAACCACAGUUAAGGUUUCUACUGCAUCUUACUCUGCCAAUUUGAUGAAUACAGCCUUCAUUGCGGUAGCUGGGGGAAUGACCUCCACGGUUGAGACAACUUAUAAUCAUGUCGUAAACAUCCCUUCUGCUGAUAUUUCAAGUGAGUUUACUGCAACCCAGAAGUCAGUUGUGAAGCAAAAUGGCUUAACUUUGAAAUUUGAAGUAGAUAGUAUUGGAACAGGGAAAUUUAAUAGUCAUGACUGCAAGCACAAGAGCAAGUUUGAUCUGUCGCUCAGUCCCAAGACUGGCAUCCUAUCAUUCACUGGCAACACAGAGUCUGAUAUCCUAAAACUUAAACAGGUCAUUACAGCUGAAUCUGGCACUUUAAGCUACUUUAAAUUUCAUGUCCUGAAUGAGGCAGUGGCACCAUUAAUCAAAAGUAGUCUCUUUGUUGCAUCUGGACUUGCCAACCUUUAUGAAAUGAAGAUUGAGAUGAAAGCAAACCAAAACACUGAACUGUAUGGUGCAGACAGUGGAGCGCUCUCUAAUGCAAUCAACUUUAGAGUCCACCCUGGUGAUUUUUUCUUUGAAACCCAAAACAAGGCGAAUGCCAAGGUCAAAAUUAUUGAAUUUGUGCAUGCCAAGAUAGAGCUGCAGAAUGAUUACUUGGUCAGCUUAAACCCUGACUUCCAAAAGGUGAAUGCAGCCUUCCUAGCACGUCUCAAUCAGUACAAAAUGUUCUCUAACUUCACUGUAGACAAUACCAGAAAUCAUGCUGGUGUCUUUGUUGAAAUGGAAGGUCAGGCUGAUCUGUCCUUCCUGGAACAUCCAAUUAGCAUUCCAGAGAUUGACCUACCCUUAGUUGACUUCCAUACUCCCCCUAUCAAUGACUUGAACUUGUUUGAGAAGACUGGGCUCAUAAAGAUUUUGUCUACCACUGAGCAAACUGUUAAUAUGGAUGCCAAGAUCUUCUAUCUGAAAAGCUGCACUGCCCCACUUAUUGAUGUGAUUGGUCUGAUUCAGAUUCCCUCUAUGGGUAAACUGAGCUCAGAGUUGUCUUUCAAGUCUGCUAUUAUAAACCUUAAUGCUGGGACUCUCCUUUCUGCUGAAGAUGAUCUUGUGCUACGCCUAGGAGCUACCACCAACUCCGUGUUUGAAUGUCUGAACACAAAACUCAAAGGCACCACCAGUCUAACAACCAAGAGAGGAAUUAAGAUAGCCAAUUCCCUCUCCCUUGAAAAUUGUCACAUGAAAGGCACUCAUGACAGUACCUACAGCAUGAACACUGUCUCUGUAGUUACAACAUCAACUAUUGCCCUACCUACACUUAACCUGGAAGUAAGCCAAAAUCUGAUUGCAGAUACCAAAUCCAAACCAAAUGCCCUGUCCACUCUAACGCUAAAAGGUGACUUCAACAUCCCCAUGAUAAAAGCUGUUGGAAAGGUUGAAGCAGAGCACAGUCUGAAAGUGGAAGGAGGCAUUGAGUAUAUUUCAGUGGAGUCAUCCCUUAAGUCAAACAUGGACAGCACAGCGUUUGAAAACUAUCUAGUUUUAGGAGUUCUGGACAAUGAGGCUAAUAUGUACCUAAAUACAAACAUUGUCCGCUCUACUUGCAAGAUUAUUGCUGAUGCCAAGCUUAAUCAUGGCACCACCAAAGUCAUUGGCAUGGAUGUAAACCACAAGCUGGCUGCAGAAGCUUCAGUGGAUCGUAUUUUUGCAGAGAUUACUCAUUCAAGCAACAAUGAGGCAAACAUUUUCAGCUUCAAAACUGAAGGAAAGCACAGUGCCAAGGCAACUAUGGACUUUUCACCAUCUUCACUGAGAGCCGAUGUUGAGAUUAAUAUAACUCAGCCAAGCAGCCUGGGUGAUUUUGCGUACUCUGAAAAGACUGUUGCUGAAAUAAACCCUUCCAAGCAGAAGGUCUCUACAAAUGCCAAGUUGGUCAGCCCAUUGUACACCACAAACAUGGUAGCUGACGUGGAUGGCAGUGUCCCUGUCCUCAAGAUCACUUUUAAGUCCUCUGCUACCUCUGCAUUUGUGGUUUUGGAAUAUGACAUAGAUGGUUCUACUACUUUAACGGUUGAGAAUGACCUCCUGAACAUGGCCAGCAAACUUGUCCUGACUCACUCUGACCUGAGCAUGGAUGUCAACCAUGUCAUUGUUCAAGCUUUGAGAAAGAAACGCCAAGCAGAAGAAAGUGCCCUCCAACAUAAGCUGAAUCUUGACAUCACUAGUCCUACUUUCACUGAUCUGAACAUGCGCUAUGCUGCGCGCAGUGAUGCUAUUAGUGCCUCUAUUUCUACUCCAUCUGCUGGCUUCCUUGGCCUUCAGUUCAAUUGCAGAGACCCAUCCCAUAUGAGUGCUAGGUUAUAUGGCCGUUACUCUGCAGCCCCAGAGACUGAUGUUGAUAUCUUGCUGGUCAGAUUUUCUAAGACCAACAUGCAAAUUGUCUACAACAUGAAGGCACCUGAGGACAUGAUUGCGGAGCUCAAGACCAGACUCCCCUCAAUGAUGUCUUCUGUUAAAGCAUUUGCGAACAAGUACCAAAUCACAAGCAGCAUGGAGAUGGUGCAGCACUUUGUCAUUAACCAUGUCAAUGAAGCCUAUAAUGUUGCAAUCAACCAUGAUGCUCAAAUGAGCCAGGUAUCUACUUUCUUUAGGAACACCAUUAUGCGGUACCAUAAAAAGGUUGAGAACUUGCUUAAUGCUGUCAUCAGGGUCUUGAGACAGACCCACAUCAAACUACCUGGGUCUGAUGAGCUGAUCACUCUUCCCAAACUCUUAAAGAAGCUGACCGACAGCAUUGCUAAUAUGCUGGAUGUAACCAUUCAGUUUAUCUGUGAGAACAUGGAGAUGUACUAUGACUAUUUUCUUGAGAAAAUUAGCAAUGUUGAAGUGCAAUUGCCAAGUAAUGAGUUGAUUACUAGAAGGCAGAUAAUUGAUAAGAUCAAAGCAAGUGUCAAAAAGAUCUCUGAUGAAGUAGUAGACUUUGCGAGAAAUAUGGAGAGUCUUGACUCAAUGCUGGAAAAGUUAGAUUAUACGUUGAAGGCUGUGGUUGAGAAAACACAAGAGUUUGUUGAUUCUAUCAAGUCUGACUAUCUGGAUGCAGUGUUCAAUAACUUCAAUGAGGUCUACCGGGAGGUUGUAACAUAUGCUAAGAAAAUGGUUGACCAGAUCCCUCCUUUCAACUUGGAUGAAAUUAGUAAACUGUGUGAGUCCAUUAUGGACAGGAUCAUUGAAUUAAUAGAUCAGUUCAAUAAUGAAGUUUAUGGUUUUCUGCAGCAAAUGUCAGAGGAAGCCUACAUGACAAUAAGAGAUGGAAAGCUUGAGAUUAAUCUUCCAUUACAUUUCCAGGAUUAAAUAACACAUAGACUGAAAACUAAGUCAGCAUUUUAUGUUACAAUCUGUUCAGCACACGUUUGGAAAAGUGUAAACAACUCAACGCUACUUCUGGGUGUGUUUUAUAGAAACACCUGCUACAUUCUUUUAAUUGUAAUUGUUUUUUUUCUGUACAAAUUCUGAACUUGUAUUAUUUUACUGGGACUCAAUCAACAAAAUAAAAGUCAGUAUUACAACCUUUAA
This is a messenger RNA of Girardinichthys multiradiatus, 11710 nucleotides long. It is a transcript of the gene apobb.1, whose product is annotated as apolipoprotein Bb, tandem duplicate 1. Bases 131 to 11488 code for a protein of 3785 amino acids. The record is from RefSeq and is a predicted model, not a curated record. Gene Ontology annotation, molecular function: cholesterol transfer activity; low-density lipoprotein particle receptor binding. NCBI's taxonomy places the organism in Eukaryota, Metazoa, Chordata, Actinopteri, Cyprinodontiformes, Goodeidae. Gene Ontology annotation, biological process: lipoprotein transport; cholesterol transport; triglyceride mobilization. The transcript has 29 exons. Gene Ontology annotation, cellular component: very-low-density lipoprotein particle; mature chylomicron; low-density lipoprotein particle.